GAAUCCGCAGUUCGCCGUUCUUGUCAAUGAUCGUUGUGUCAUCAUCGUGUUGGCGCAUUCGGUUGCAGUCUUGUGCUCAACCUGGCGAUCAAACCGCAGCACAAACCUUACAUAACGCGUGCUACAGCGCUGGAGUUUAGCUGGCAUACGGCCGCCCCCCACUCGACCACCGCAUUUGUCCAGAGUCAGUCUAGUCGUUCUGCCUGUGUAACGCGCUACGCUUCUGCUGGAAUGUUACUAGGAAUGCAAAAAUUUGCGAAGCCAGCCUGGCGAUAGGGUGCCCCGUUGUUGGAGGACAAGGCCCGCGGAACCACCGACGUCGGCCAAAAGCCAUUCUCUGUCAGAAUGUCGAGCGUGGCGGGUCGCGGUUCAAGCUAUGCAGGUUCCAGCGCAUCAUCGGCGUCGUCAGCGUCGCAGCGUGUCCGGCACGCUAACCAGCAGCAGGAUGGGCAUGGACAUGAUAUGCUUGACAGACGCUCAACACUUGAGAAUGGCGUGUUUGGAGUGUUGUUCACCCUGAGCAAGGAGAACAGCGAGACGCGCAUCCGCAUCCGCUGGGUGCUUCUGAAGAUUCUGCUGGAUGGCUGGCAGCUGUUCGCCACCGUCAUCCAGCCCGCCAAGCAGGGCUGGGACAUCGACCCAAACGGCGCGGCCUGGUCGGUGGUUGGUGUGCUCAACUUCACCUGGCUCGGCGACCUGAGCUACAGCGCCUACCUGGCCCUGCUAUAUGCCGCGGUGGCGCUGCUGGUGAUGAACAUCGGGCUGUGCGUGUGGGUGGCCUGGUGCUUCAAGGAGCAGAAGUUCCCGGUAGUGUGGCCGAUCAAGGUGCUCCGCGUGUUCAGCUCCGUCUUCUUCCAGGCCUUCGAUGUGGCAUCCCUGAACCUGCUGCAGCUCGGCAUCAGCUGUCGCUUCACUGGCCCAGUCGCGCCGCACAUGUACAUGGACCUGUUUCCCGUGUACAGCUGCGCGUCUUCGCCUCACCUGAUCCACGCUGUGGUCUCUGGCAUAUUCCUGCUUCUAUUCGUGGCCAUCGCCUUGCUCCUUAAUAUGGCAGAGGUUGAGGUGAACCCUCUGGGCCGUCGGCCCAUGGCCCUGGGCCACAGCGGCGCGGAGGUGAUGGCGUUCGCGGUCAAGGCGCUGCUGACCCUGGUGGACGUGUUCCUGGGCUGGCGCAAGGUGGCGGCGUGCGCCUACCUGGCUCUGUCGCUGGCGCUGGUGUGGCAGUACCUGCGAUGGAACCCCAACCUGGUGGCAUGGGUGAACUACCUCAAGUCGGGCGUGUCGACCUCAAUUGUGUGGUGCUGCAUCACGUUGAUGCUACUGGUGUUUGCUCCGGGCGUCAAGCAGUCGGAGCUGAGCGGCUGGUCCAGUGCCAUGACCAUCACCAUGCUGGCGGGCCUGGCGCCGGCGUUUGGUGUGGGGGCGGCCAUGUCCUGGUUCUUCAUCCGCAAGAUGACCACUACCGCGCUGCAGGCCAUGGCGAACGCCAAGCCCGACCAGCCGCUGCAAGAUAUUUGUGACAACCUGGAUGACCCCCGGGACGUGGAGAUCGUGGCUCGCUGUGCGCGUGUGUGGCGCGACCGCUACACACUGGCACCCGAAGCAGUGCAGAAGGCGCACAACAUCAUUAAGGCCGGCCUAGCCAUGUUCCCCGGCAGCGCCUACAUGGUGCUGCUGCAUGCCAACUUCAUGAUCGAUGUGCUGGGGGUCAGCCAGAGCGGCGCGCGACGCAUCGAGGACGCGCGCAAGCUCAGCCCCAGCCUUCUUGUUCGGUUUAUGAUGUUUGUUCGACAGCAGCAGGCCACGCAAAAGGCGGCGGGCAGUCACGCCAACGACGGCGUAAGCAUGGACCUGCUUGGCUAUGUGGAGUACCAGCGCAAGCAGCGCAUGGUGGUGCGGCUCCACCGCGAGGCGCUGCAGGCCAUGUGCAACUUCUGGAAAGCGCUGGACGCGUCACGCGUGUCCUUUACGCACCUCAGCAAGGCCCUGGGCAAGAUUGAGAGCUCGGUCUCUCAGGCCCAGGCCGCGUAUCGCGUUGUGCUGGAGAGCUACGGAACCAGCCCCAAGCUCAUCCGGCUGUACGGCAAGUUUCUGGAGAGGAUAAAAAACGACCCGUGGGGCGCAGCUGAGUACUUCGCAGAGGCCGAUCGCCUGGAGGAGGUCAAGAACGGAGACGCGCGUGGCCCACUGCUGCCAGACGGCACCCCCCUGGGCCGGAUGGACGAGAUGGCUGCGGCUGUGCUGGUCAUCAACGCCACUGGCGAGAUCCAGAUGGCCAACAAGCAGAGCCACAUCCUGUUCGGACACAAGCGCGGCACGCUCGAGGCCAAGCCCCUGGCGAUGCUGCUGGCGCCACAUUGCGCGCGACGCGUGGCGGAGGAGCUGGCGCGCAUGGUCGCGAGCACCAGCGUCACUGCCCUGGUGAACGGGGGCCAGUCUGACAGCGGCAGGACCGCAGAGGCCACAAGCCAUGACGGCCCAGAUCUGGUUGUGGUGGCCAUGCACUUCGACCGCGUGGCAUUCUCAGUCAACCUCUCCCUGCGCAAGGCUUCAGGCGUUGGCGAGGACUCCACCUUCAUCGCGCUGCUGGAGCCGACCCCGCCUGUGCCCAACAUGGCCAGGAUGUGGGUGUCCCCCAACGGCAUCGUGGCGGCGGUGGACCCCCAGUUCGUGGCCAACUUCGGCUGGAGGGCCACCGAGGUCAACGGUUCCAACCUGACCGCACUCAUGAUGGUGCAGGCCACGGACUCCAUGGCGGCCGGUGAUGGUCGUAAGGGUGGUGACGAGGAAGUGGCCAUCGCGAAUACUGUGACGGAGAGCGCCAGCGACACAGUCAAGAGGCUGCUCAAGCUGGUUAAGGUCAACGGUGAUGAAGAGGGCGCAAAGCCCAUCAAGGGCCUAUACUGCUUGUUGGCCCAUAAGUACGACAGCCAACCGGUCCCCUGCACCGUCACGGUUAUCGAGAACAUCUCUGCCGACAUCUCGGUCCACGAGCUGCGGCUGCAGCUGUCGUCCGACGACCCGGCCCAGCUGCUGGUGGUGAACCGCAAGGGCGUCAUCCUGCACGCCUCGACGGGGGUGGCCAGCGCGCUCAAGGACUCCGUGGCCGUUGGUGGGGCCACCAGCUCAGGACCGCGCUUCGGCGGCGUGACUGGGAGUCUUCCGGGGCAGAUGGGUGGCGCUUCAGCGUUAGCACCCACUACCCAAAACAGCGGCACGGGGAUGGUGUUUGGCGCCGACCUGCUGACUGGCUUCACGCUGUACGAUUUCCUGCCGGCGCCGUGGAAGGACAUGCACGUGCGCUUCCUCAAGGACAUCACCUCCUCCUCGCCGCCCACACGCUCCCUGUGGUCGUGCCGCAAGGCCGCGCCGCAACCCACCCUGGAGCUCCGCACCAUGACCGGGCGCCCGCUGUACAUGCAAGUCUCCAUCACCAGUGGCGACCUGAACGGCGAGUCCACCCACGUCAUCGGCCUACAGAGGUCCUCGCUGGACACCGCCCUUUCUGAGCGCCGCGUGCGCCUGACGGUGUCGGAUGACGGCCUUGUGUCCGCCACCAGCCAGGGCCUCGCCCUGCAGGUGCUCAGUCUGGAGCCCAGCCGGCUGGUCGGUCGCGGCUUGUGGGAGGUUGUGUCCGAGCCGCUGGCGACCGACGCAAUGGACGUGAAUGCACGUGCAACCACACCCGUCGGCCCACGCAUGCUUGGCGGGCUUAUCACCAGGGCUCUUGCCAGCCCUGGCGCCAGUUGGCGUGUGGACGUGUCGAACCCGCUGCCUCGCAACAUGGGCGGCCAGCAGUCCACGAAUGCCCGCGCAAAGCCAGCCGUGAUGCAGGUUCACGUGGAGCCGCCGUCUGACGAGGAGGCGGCUGCUGGCCAGGGCAACCACGUGUAUGUGGACCUGUGGCCCGUGCACGCCGUGAGCGGUGUGCUGCAGCUGGACGCGACGGGCCGCAUCACGUCGGUGCUGGAGGAGCACACGCGGCCCGCGGGCCUGCUGUUUGGGCUGCACCACGACGCCCUGAUUGGCGAGGCGCUCGACAGCCUGGUCACCAUGCCGCCGGGCCGCACCUCGGCGGCUGAGCUGCUGAGUCUGCACGGCGCCAAGAAGAGUAACCUCAAGACCAAGCAGAAGGAUGUGGCGGUCAAGGUGGGCCCGGUGCACAAGCUGCGUGCUACCCACACUGACGGCAAGCCCCUGGUGCUGGACGUGCAAGUGGUGGGCAAGCCCGGGCCCAACGAGCCGGUCAUUGCCAUCCUGCGCCUGCACACCGCACCCAUGGCGCCGGCCGCUGCAGCCUACCCAGCCGCUGCGGCGCCCCCGCCGCCUUCGCUUGGCGGCCCACUGCAGCCUGCGGCGGGCUUGCAGGAGCCGGCGGCCGCGGUCGCGGCUAUUCAGCCUCGGGGCGCUGCGAGCAUUAAGCGGCAGCCCUCGCUCGAUGACCUGAUGGAUAAGGUGGAGGCAGCUGGAAGCCCGGAUGAGAUUGGGAAGAAGCGAAACAGCAAGGAGUCUUCCUCUGUGGGCCAGGUCCACACGCCACCUACUGGCGGCAGCCUCCGACGCAACGACUCCACAGCGCAGCAGAAGCCCCGCGGCAGUGGCGUGGAGGCGGCUGUUGAUCCCGCGGGUGGCGCAGCAGAGGCACCGCUUGCACCGCCGCCCAUGCCUGCCAUGCUGCUGGGCGGCGUGGGGGAUGGCGGGCUGCCUGUGCCCUCCGUGACGGCUGCUGCCACCGGCCGCAACAAGCUGGCAGACCUCGUUAAGUCGGUGGGCGGCGACCAGGCGGGCAGCCAGAAGGCGGCGCUCGGCUCGGGCGACGGCUCGGGUCUGCCUGUGCCCCGCACCCGGCCGGGGGCGACCAGGCGAUCAAGCACGGGGGAUGGCGGCUCGGCUGCGGACCUGCCACACGCCGUGCCUCUUGCCAGGGGUGAGGGCAAGGGUCCGGACGCCGAGAAGGGCAUGGAAGCGCAGUCCGUUGACGGAGAUGAUGAUGACAAGGCGGACAGCGAGGGCGGCGGCAAGGUGAAGGGCGGAGACCGCAUCCUGAGCUGGGUGGCCAGCAAAGGUGCCUUCUACCAGAACUCGGUGGCGGUGGAGGGCGGCGCCAACGCAAAGAGCGAUGACGAGGGCUCUGUCAAGGCGCCCAGCGAUGGCGCCGCCAGCGGCCUGCACGCGCCCCACAGCGACAUGACGGGACUUGCCUACGCUGCUUCGGAGAGGACCGAGCGAACCGUGGCGACGAUGGCAACCAUGGCAACUGCCCGCACCCUGGCAGGCCUGAAGGCCUCUGGCCCGCCAGACUUGCCGUACGCGGAUGACGACGCGGGAAGCGAGGGCGGGCAGAGCGCCAUGUCGGCCCAAUCUUCCAGUGGCGGCGCGGAAUACAAGCGCGGCAAGAGGUUCCGCAAGCUGGUCAAACUGAUGGACUCGGGACAGGCGCAGCAGGUGCAAAAGCGCUUCAAGCUGCACGCGCUCAUUACAGUCGGCAUCCUGGCGGCCGUGCACGUGGUGUGCUUUGCGACGACGCUGGUCGCCAUUGGGCAGCAGCGCGCCAGCAUGCUGCAGCUGGGCCGCAGCGUCGAACUGCAGCUCUCCUUGCACCAGAUCCUUGCAGAUGUGCGCUCCAUGGACGUCAUCACCAAGAACAAGACCCUGCCAACUCUGUACACCGCCGACGACUCCACGAUGUUUUUGGAUCGCAUUGCUGUCAACGCGGAAAAGAUGAAGGAUCGUCUGAACGACAUUUUGGAUAACCACCACGCCCGCGACAGCAGUGUCAUGACCUUGUUUUACUUCACAAACAUCUCGGUCUGGAAUGGACGGGAGCAAAACGGGAGCGACGCCUUCAUAAACGUCACGAUCUGGGAUUUUGGAACGCGCAUCUACUCAAUGACCAAGCUGGUGCAGCAGAGCGGCGCCCAAUGGCUGGCAGACGGUGUUUCCUUUGUCGAUCAGGACCCGGGCCAGUUUCUCAUCAAGUCAGGCCCCGACUUCUUCCGAGCCUCACGGCGGAUCCUGGAUGCGCUGCUGUACGCCGCAGUGGACAGCGCCAAGCGGGUGAACACCCUGCAGCUGGUGUUCCUGGCCGUGGAGGGCGCCGCCAUCAGCUGCGCCGCCGCCUGCUACCUGGCCUACCUGCUGCGGGCGGUGGCGGCGCAGCGGUACAAGCUGUACGGCACAUUCCUGGUCAUACCCGUGGGCCUCACGCGCGCCCUGGCCUCUCAAAACACGACGCUCCUCGUCGACGAGGACGACGACGAGGAUGAGGACGCUGAGGAGGCCGACAAGGCCGCCGCCGCGCAGGCCAACAAUGACGGCAGUGACGGCGAGAACGAGGACGCCGGCGCCAAGCCGGCUGCCAAACAGAAGCGCACGCUCGGCUUCUCCGCUGCCGCGGUCACGCCCAGCGCGGACACCCCGGGCGGAAAAAAGGGCGGGUCCCGCAAGAAGCCUGCUGCGCCGUGGGAAUCCCCGCGUGAGGGCGCUCGCGUGCCUGGUGGUGGGGGUGGUGGGGUGCGCGGCAGCGACGUGCUGCUGCCGGGCGACGACGACGACGGCGCGUCGGGCGUGAUGGCGCACCAGCGCACCUACACGGGCUCCUUCAGCUCGGGCGGCAGGAGCCGGGCUGCGGCUGGCGGCUGCUGGGGCUGGGUGCGGCGGCUGAUGUUCCGGAGCAGGAGCCUUGGCAGCGUGUCUCCGCUGCCCAGCACACGUGUGGGCAGCAUCCUGAACCCGCGUGGCUGGACGGCCAGCAGCCAGCAGGCCUUGGCGGCGGCAGGCCAGCAGGCGGGCUCCAAGCGCACACUCAAGUACGACUCGCACGACACCGCCAUCAUGCUGACGCCCUUCGUGAUGUGGAGCGUGUUAGUCAUUGCCUUCUACGCGUCGGCGGUGAUUGAGAUGCGGGACGUCGUGGACACUGUGGCCGUGCACUCUGUGGUCAACUUCAUGAACGCGCGCACGUCACGCAACGUGUUCCUGAGCCAGGAGCUGGCGGUUGUGGAGGACCCGGCCCUGGUGCCCGCCAAGCAGCUGGCCCUGCAGGCAGGCGUCAAGCUGGUGCGCGACGCGUUCUACACGCUGCAACUCGGAGACCAGGCGUACCGCACUGCAGGCAACGCCACGGAGCGCUACCCACUUGUGACCAAGGGCCUGUCUUUCAAGUCACCCAGGCUGGCAGACCUGUUUUACGGUGGCGGCACCUGCCACCGCCAAUUCCCGGAAUACCUGCCCUGCCCCGGCCCCGAGUACCGCUACUAUGAGAUCUCCCACACCGGCUUUGACACCAUGAUGCAGCAGUUCCUGCGGAGCCUGGAGUCCAUGGCCUUCAACUCCACGGGCCUGCCCCAGGGCCUGGCCAGCCCCAACUUCGACUACAUCUACAACGUGGGCUACAAGGACAUGAUUGGCGCCAUCCUGGAGAUCAAAGAGGAGCACUACAACAUCAUUGUCGCGCUGUUCGACAGAAUCCUGCUCCUUCACAUCAUCCUGUUCCUGAUGCUGUGGGUCAUCUUCGCGGGCUUUCUGUUCAUCUUGCUGAACCCUCUCCUCAAGCGCGUGUCGAAGGAGCGGCGGCGCAUCGCGGAGCUGAUGAGUCAGCUGCCAUUGGAGCUGGACGUCGAGAAGCUGGUGGGCCGGGCGCUGGGCGCGGGCGCGCCGGCGGCCGGCAAUGCGGGCGGCGCGGGCUCAGGCGCCCCGUCCGGAGCAGGGCCUGGCGGUGGUGGGGGCGGCGGCGGCCUCUUUGGGGCUGGUGGAAACAAUGGCGGUGGUCCUGCUGGCCAGGGCGACCAGGGCGCAGACGCCACCAACAAGUGGAAGGCCAUUAUCAAGCAGGCAAGCACCAACUUCAAAUCUGGGAAGCGGGCCAGCGCCGACAAUGUGGCCUGACGGGAAGAGGCCCGGUCCGCAAAAUAAGUUGCACCGCUUGGGGACCACUUGCGUGUGCUCAGUCUCAGUGGUCCGUGACCCUUGCCCGGGCGGGGCUUAGCCAUGUCAAGUAAAGUAUAGGGCCAUGCAGAUCCAUGCAUGCUCUAUUCCGAUAUGGAGUGUGUACUGCUUAUUAUAUUAUUGGUUGCGGGACAACUGCAUUGUGCCAACUUUUUACGUUCAAGGAAACAACCCUACCGUACGCUGCGAGAGCGUUUUGACCCAUUCAUAUUAGCAGUGAUCAAUGCAGCUGUUUUAAGCGGCUACAACCGAUGACUAAGGUACCGUACUGUGAAAUGAGUGAGUGAUGCCAAUGUGGAUGCGCGGCACGGGCGGUGCAUUGCACUCGGGUGCACUUAUGGAUGCCUAUCCGUGCUGGGUCUGCAAGGCGCAAGUGAUUAUGUCAGCUCUGCAACUUCGUUUCGGCCAGUGUGUGGCCUGAGCGGCAGAAGAAUGAAGCUGUUCAAGGAAAAGCUUAGUACCGCGGUGGGUUUGCAUGCGCUCCGCCAGAGCAGUUCGUGGUGCUUGCUUACAGCCAAGGAGCUGAUUCGCAUACGGACAAUUUGGGCGUGCAUUUCUAGGCACGUAGCAUUGUUAAAUGCAGGGCGGAAUAAAUUGCAAGGGGAUUGUGACGCAAGAAAGGCACUGCCUGACCGGAAGUCACGUGCUGAGUGAACCUGACAUUUAUUUCCGUCGAGUAUUAAUGCAGCUCACCCAGGUGCAUUGAGAUACCGCAAACGUUUACAAGCGAACCCUCCACAACCGCCAACCGCCGUGUGCGGAGGGCGGACGUUUGGGUGGAGGGCGGACGUUAGGACCCCUUCAAUGCACGCUCUUUUGACGACAAGGUAGGGCGGACUUUGAAGGAGCUAUAUUAUCUGGAGCUUUCAGUUGCCUUGUAAAAAAAUUUCAGGUUGCUGAUGUUCAGUGGUGUUUGCGGCAUGGCGGCACUGCAUCGGUGCGCUUGCUAUGGCCAUAAGAGUGCAGCCGGCAGCGGCAAACCUAGCUGCCAAACUUUAAACAACUCUACCGCAAUGUAUUUUUAGAAUUACGGCCCCAAUUUAACCAGGAGAAGAGAUAAAGGCCGCGGGCAUGUAGGAGUAGGUGGGGUGUGAGGGCGGUUAACGGGCGGGUUCGUGUGAUGGUGCCACCAUGGUGAACGUUGCCUAAGGGGCUGACUUUGUUAAAUGUGCCUUGUCUGUGGCUCUGGAGCCGCGCGCUUCGGCGCUUGGCCGCGCGGCCGGGUAAGAGGUUCCACUUUCCACGCAUCUGGGCAGCACGACUCAGGAGGAGCUGACGGCGUCUGAUGGUCCGAUGCUCUGAUCAUUCGAUGCUGCAAUGGUCGUGGACGUGCAGGGACCAAAGCGGUCUGUAACCUCGGUUCCUC
Chlamydomonas reinhardtii is the source of this 9313-nucleotide messenger RNA. RefSeq lists its product as uncharacterized. The transcript has 49 exons. The record is from RefSeq and is a predicted model, not a curated record. NCBI's taxonomy places the organism in Eukaryota, Viridiplantae, Chlorophyta, Chlorophyceae, Chlamydomonadales, Chlamydomonadaceae. The coding region runs from base 346 to 7887 and encodes 2513 amino acids.